AUGGCACCAAUUCUCCCUGGGUCAACGUUGCGCCCGGCACGAGUGGUGUCAGUUGACUUCUUGUCAUUGACCUCAUCGUUCUUGGAUACGCCCUCGGGGGACCCGGUGUUGGGCGGUUUCGACUACGACGAGGAGAAUGACAACUUCGCCUACCAGCGUCAGCCUCACGGCUCUACGACAGCCUUGAGCCAGGCCGCGAUGCAGGGCAUCGAGGAUCCUUGCCUCGGAAUGAAGAAGUACAUCGAGACGGGCGGAUUCUACCACGCGAAGCAAUGCGGCUGGGACAUUUCGGUUCGGUUGGGAACCGACAGAGCGCGCACUUGGGCAUCUCAACCAGACCAGGGCAUCAGUCCGCUAGAGACUCUGGACGAUUACUUCGUAUGGAACGCAAAUUUGUUGGCGCCCUUUCUCAAGUUUCGCAAGAAUCUGCCGCAACAGAUGCGGGACGAAUUGGACGAGCAGGCGCUGCUGUUACCGAUCAUACAGGGCUUCAUUGGUACUGCACCCGUGGUAGGGUAUACGAGUGCUUCAGAGACCGCAGCACUAUCUCUGAUCUCGAGGCUAAGCUGCAAGCGUGCAGGGGCGCGCUUUCGAACGAGAGGCAUCGAUGACGAUGGAAACGUCGCCAACUUCGUUGAAACGGAAAGUAUCCUUUGCGUGCAGGACAUCUGCACCUCAUAUGUGCAGGUACGAGGCAGUGUUCCAUUGUUUUGGCAGCAGCCUCAACAGGGGCUAGGAACACUCCAGCAAAAGGUUGAGAUUACUCGCCCCCCGCAAGCAUCCCAACCGGCUUUUGAUAAGCAAUUCAUGAAGCUACUGGACCAUUACCAUUCUGUGCAUGUCAUCAACCUCCUCGGGCAAAAGGAUGCCGAAGCGAUGCUAUCAAGCAUCUACUCCGACCACUUCAGCGAGUUACGCGACUCCUUACCGCCAAAGGCGACGUCCGAAUCUCCGGGCAAAGACGAUCUAGAAUAUACUCCCUACGAUUUCCACUCGGUCGUCAAGUUUGGCGGGCAUGAAGCUGUGCGGAACGACUUCUCGACAUCCUCUGCGAUCAACGGAUCCAUCGACAAGUUUGAUUAUACGGCGGUUGAUGCGGCUACCGGUGUUGUCAUUCAGCGCCAGCAAGGUGUUUUCCGCGAGAACUGCCUAGAUUGCCUGGAUCGCACAAACUUCGUGCAGGACGUUGUCUCCACAUUGGCUCUCCGACGCUUCCUUGCCUCCUACGGCUCCCCAUUACUCAAUAGCCCUAGUCUAUGGGCCGCUCACCGCGAACUGUGGGCUGACAACGGUGACCGACUCAGCAAAACGUACGCCGGGACGGGUGCUCUGAAUACAAGCGCGACUAGGACUGGGAAGAAAACGUUUGCAGGAUUGCUCAGUGAUGCUACGAAGAGCGUCAGUCGCGCCUACAUCAACAACUUUCAAGACAAGGGCAAGCAGCGAGCGAUCGACAUGCUUUUGGGCUUGAUGGCUGGCCAGCGACCGGUCAUUCUGUUCGACCCGGUUGGCGAUUCCGUGCACAAUGCUCUCAUCGCGCAAAAGUCCCAGUACUCCACACCGCGGCAUUUGACAUUGUUCUGCGGCACAUGGAAUCUCAACGGCCGCGCCCCUGCAGAGGCACUAGACGCCUGGUUAUUCCCCUCUGGACAACCCACAGCCGACAUAUACUCUGUGGCGUUCCAGGAGAUAGUUGAGCUCACCCCACAACAAAUCGUUGUGACUGAUCCGGCAAAGAAGUAA
Molecule: messenger RNA, 1743 nt
Organism: Trichosporon asahii var. asahii CBS 2479
Lineage: Eukaryota; Fungi; Basidiomycota; Tremellomycetes; Trichosporonales; Trichosporonaceae
Exons: 1
Coding region: 1-1743 (580 amino acids)
Biological process (GO): phosphatidylinositol dephosphorylation
Cellular component (GO): endoplasmic reticulum
Molecular function (GO): phosphatidylinositol-4-phosphate phosphatase activity
Source: RefSeq, a predicted model, not a curated record